This is a messenger RNA of Astrephomene gubernaculifera, 1999 nucleotides long. The record is from the annotation of a GenBank genome assembly. Lineage: Eukaryota; Viridiplantae; Chlorophyta; Chlorophyceae; Chlamydomonadales; Astrephomenaceae.
CCCAAAGGAAUGAAAAUAGCCCUUUACAAAUUGCAACCAAAAUCACCAUCAAAGGGACCCAUCGACAUUGUAAGAACAACCGUAGCCGUUCCAAUGGCGUGCAUCACUUCUCAAAGCGGCCGCGUCGUUUCCCGGCCCUUGACCAGCCAGUGCUUUGAUUGUAAGCAUAGGGUGCACGUUGUGUGCCUCAAUUCGGCGCGUCAAGGACCGACACAGCAGCGGGAGGAGCAGCGUUCGCGUACCAUUUCGCAGUCACUGGCCAGCGAGCUGCAGAUGCCUGCACCCACAGGGCCCGGGAUGUCCCCAUGGAUGUCGGUGUUAGACAUGUUCAUCAUUAGCAAGGACAAAAGGCGCAGCUCAUUGGAAGAAAUCUCAGACUUCAAUACAUGGGAGGAUGACGACGACAACGACGCAGUUUACAUGUAUACGAGUCACUUGGCCGACCGCUUGGCCAUGGACCCCGUCGAGCGUGAUACCAGCUAACCGAGUCCGCAUCCACAUCCGGAUGGAGGCGGAACUGCGGAGCCCCGCGUCCCGCGUUUUGUGGCCCUUUGCUUUCUGUACCCUAAAGCUUUCCAAGCUUUCCAACAAGAGAAGAGUAAGACUGUGCAUUUGUGGAGCAGGGCUGGUGGGUGAAGGGCAGUGUGGAGGUCUUGCGGGCAUGGAUGCGGUGGUUGGACGGGCUAUCGCUUCAAACGAGGGAUGAGAAUGCAGCAGGAGCUUGGAUCCCCGUGCGUGUGUCAAUAACAUUUUGAGGCCGCGCUUACAGUUAUGUGUCAUGAGGAAAGCAUUUGAGCAUCAUGUUGCAGCCCAGGGCAGCAGGCAUACGUCAUACGUGUUCCGUAAUAAGCGGGGUUGCUUUCGCAUUUUGCACACUUCUGGCCCUGUUAGCUCCUUGCCCAGCUGUUUUGCCUGACUGCUGUCUUGCUUUGUGUGCCUUGGGGUGUAGUAUUGAAGGACAGUAUAACCCGGUGUAAGACGGGGCAGCCAUAAGGCCUUGGCGGCCCCCGGCCUGCCGUGUUGGGUUGCGGCGACUCCUGUUGCUUGCACAAUUGUCGGUGGCAGGGCGCUUAGCAAGCUGGCGCGGAGAGCCCUGGGGUCUGAGGCGUCAUUGGAGGGAGCACUGUACCUUGCAGGUUGGUUGGACGGUGUUCGGAAUUUGCGCGAGACGCAAUCAACGAGAGUUGUAAAUAGGUAGUGUGAGAAUUCUAGAGGUACUAGGUGGACGGUGAUACUGAACACGGUGAAUGUGCAACGCGUUUGCUGGGGAGUCUUAUGGAUGAUAUUGUCGGAAGAUAUUGUUUUGUCAAGUAGGGCAGUUAGGAUUCUAUGAGUAGUAACCCCAUGCGUGUCUUUCUGCUGUCGUAGUGUGUCGAGUAAUAACGUCUUCUUUGCUCCGCCAUUCUUUUGUGUUAAGAAAACUGGCCGCGAGUAGGAACAUACUGUGAUUGUCGGAAGAUGAAGUCCCCACAGAACCGCCGCAGGAGCCGAGGAACAUUGUAGCGUAUGUAGAUAUAGAAGUCCAGUACUGGUGCUGAGAAUAAGUAGGAAUUCUUUUGUGUGUACCCUUCUUCUUUUUCCUUCUAACAAAACACGGUGCGUGAACGCUAAAGACACGCUGCGGCACAGGCGUUACACAACGCCUCCCUUGGGGGUGGUGGUAGUGGUGGUGGUGCACAGCGGGGCUAUUAGUUAAGAGCAUUUGGACAGGAAGUAGUUCGCACUUGUACUAGUUCUGAUGUACGACGGGUUUACGGAUGCCAUCAUGUUUGUGUGUUGUACUGCUGUGUGACUCCAAUCACAUGAUGUAGUGUCUUAUGUGAUGUCGGGUCCUUCCUUCGGAUCCACCUUUCGCGAUGUGUUCUUGCUGUGCCAUUCUUUUGAAGCACUGUAGCGUAUUCGUGUGCAUGUGUGAGCGUGUUCGGACGUCAUGGUGCAACUGACAGUCUGUUGGCGGUUGCUACAGGUGGUUUCCAUCCUAGAGCUGUGGGAGAACGGU